UUUAAAUUCUGAGAGGAUUUUGGUAAGGAAAAUGUAUACGCUAACUUUAUUUGAAAAUUUAUUAUUUCCCUAUCAUCUGUCAACACACUCGUCCCAAGAGUAGCUCGCAAAUGCAGAUUGAGACCUAUCAGGGCAAACCCCCUCGGACGAUAAAAAAAAAAAAAAAAAAAAAGAAAAUAUAACCGGAAACUUUGCUCCCUGUGUGAAAAUACUUUUGAAAGUUUUUAGAAGAUUUAUACCAACGCAUUUGUCCUGAAAUUACCAAGCCCAGGACGGCGGUACAUAAAUAGAAACACAGACCUGGGGAAAUACUCAGAGGCCUUGAAAUUCCUUUUGUUUAUACUUAACUAAUUAGCACUGGCAGACGAUGAAGCAAACUUUAUGGAAAUUUACUUCGCCAGCAGUAACGUUUACCCGCCCUGCGCUUCAGCUUUUAAUAAUAUAGUCUAGCGGUCGGUAAUUCGUAUGUAUACACCGUGCAGUCACUUAAUGGACAGUAAUACACCACUCGCCGUUGCAUUCGCCAAUGAAAUAAUAAGGUUAUUCUCGAUAGAAUUGCAACGAGCAAACAUCAUCGAUGAACCCUCCGAUGCUAUAAAAUCGUUAAGAACUCUAUUCCGGAUGAUCAUUUUAGUGCCGCUGUUAUUGCAGACUCCACAAAACUACUACUUGCGUUUCUCCGCGUUAUAAUGCGCUAAGUCGUACACGAUAUGAAUACCAAAUUAAAUGCAGAAUCAAACGGUUUUUAAUGAAAUUAUAUUUUCAACUAUUAUAAGAACUCCAAAAGACCGUGGUUUCCAGAACCCGUGCCAAACGUUACAGUAAUUGCGGGUAAAGAUGCAUUACUUACUUGUGUCGUUCAAGAACUUCAAAAUUAUAAGGUAGCUUGGGUUCGUGUUAAUACUCAAACAAUUCUUUCUAUUCACCAUCGAAUGGUUACUGAAAAUUCGAGAAUAACUUUGUCUUACAAUGAUCAUCGUACGUGGUUUUUACACAUACGCAACGUCCAAGAAACGGACAGAGGCUGGUACAUGUGUCAAAUUAAUACGGAGCCAAUGACAAGUCAAAAGGGCUAUCUUCAAGUAGUUGCACCUCCAAAAAUAAUUGAAGAAGAAUCUAGUACAGAUCUAGUUGUUAAAGAAGGAUCAGAUUUGAUAUUACAGUGUAAGUCCAAAGGAUAUCCUGAACCUUAUAUUAUGUGGCGAAGGGAAGACGGUCAAGAUAUCAACUACAAUGGCGUUACUGUCAACGUCGUUGAUGGUGAACAACUAUCAAUAAAAAAAAUUAGUAGAUUACACAUGGGAACUUAUUUAUGUGUAGCUUCCAAUGGAGUGCCACCUGCAAGAAGUAAACGCAUCAAUGUAACUGUGCAUUUUCCUCCAAUGUUGAUGAUUUCAAAUCAGUUAGAAGGAACUCGAAGAGGGCUGCACACAAAAUUGGAAUGUCAUACAGAAGCCAAUCCGAUUUCUAUUAAUUAUUGGAUGAACCAACAUGGAGAUAUGAUAGUCUCUGACUCAAAAUUUACAGACGAGAAAAUUAGAACGGGAUAUAUUUGUAAAAUGAUCUUGCACAUAUCAAAUGUCAGUUAUGAAGACUUUAGCAGUUACAAAUGCGUAGCAGUGAAUGCUCUCGGAGAAACUGACGGAAUUAUAAAACUUUAUGAAAUUGCAUCAAUUGUAACGUCUAAUGAAGUAUUUUUCGAUGACGAACAUUACAAAUAUGAUUUGAAUAAUACAGAAAGUUACACGGUUGGACCCGCCUUAGAUGACAGUUUCACCUUAUCAUCUAGUUACAUUCACCGUCAAAACAUCAUACUGUUCAUUUUAAUUGUUCUUUUAACUUGGUUGUAAAAGAAUCGAUUUUUUUAUUUGUUAUAACAAUUGUAAUAAUUGAUAAUCAUAACAACAUGUUAUAAAAUAUGUUGUUAUAAUAUUAUGACUUGUUUAAAUUGUGUAAUUAUUUGCUUACACUAAAUUAACUGUUGUAUAUUUUGUUAUAAUAUUUAUAAACUAUUAUUGAAUUAUAUUCAGU
Daktulosphaira vitifoliae (grape phylloxera) is the source of this 2031-nucleotide messenger RNA. Its product is annotated as lachesin-like. NCBI's taxonomy places the organism in Eukaryota, Metazoa, Arthropoda, Insecta, Hemiptera, Phylloxeridae. The record is from RefSeq and is a predicted model, not a curated record. Bases 933 to 1850 code for a protein of 305 amino acids. The transcript is spliced from 9 exons. Gene Ontology annotation, cellular component: neuron projection.